This is a messenger RNA of Xylona heveae TC161, 2169 nucleotides long. Its product is annotated as protein phosphatase 2C. NCBI's taxonomy places the organism in Eukaryota, Fungi, Ascomycota, Xylonomycetes, Xylonales, Xylonaceae. Bases 88 to 2007 code for a protein of 639 amino acids. Gene Ontology annotation, molecular function: cation binding; protein serine/threonine phosphatase activity. The record is from RefSeq and is a predicted model, not a curated record. The transcript is spliced from 2 exons. Gene Ontology annotation, biological process: protein dephosphorylation.
CUUAAGUUCCCAGCGUCGCAAUGCUGUUGCUUCCUCUUUCAGUGAUGUUGUGACGAAGAUCAAGAUAUCAACUUUCAAACAAGAAGAAUGGUUCGCAUACGACCGUGCGGUCUAUCUCUCUCUGCAAUCGGGAGAGGUUGGACGCUUGGCGACACCUAUGAGUUCAUUGGCGCUUAUGCAGGACUAUCGAGGUCUCGCAAACUCAAAGGACCGUCGUUGAGCCACCCAAAAUGCGAAUCACAGAGGAGAUGUUAUCGCCCAAAACCUUCUCAAGGUCACAGGUCUCUGUCGCCGAACCAGGCACUGAAAGGCAGGUCAGGAGUGAGAUCAGAUGAAUGCAGUCAUUCCAGACAUGGCCAGCGAAAGGGCUUUCACGAUUAUUUUGUUACACAUCUCCCGUCGUCUUCCAUGCACCCAGAUUCGAGACCUCCAGCGGCUCUUCAUCAUAAGCUCCCUCGCUCCGCAUCAACCCCUCAUACACCAGGACCAGGGCCGGGCCCUGCUCCUGCUGCAGCCGCACCAGCAAUUGGUCUUGCGCGAGAAAUGACCGUCGUGCGAAUUCCUUUGCGGAGCGCAAAGCACCAUUUUGGCGCAUCGGUUUCGCGCGGUACGAGACCAUACAACGAGGAUACAUAUCAGGCUGGUGUUAUUGACAUUCCGGCUUUUGCGAAAAGGCAGCCUCUGUCAGUUACGCUAGCGCGGAACAGGGCCACUCCAGGUGAGGGUGUUGGAGCCGAAACGGCAAGCGGAGACCCUCAGGUCUUUUACUAUGGCGUAUUUGACGGGCAUGGCGGGAAAGAAUGCAGCGAGUUUCUCAGAGACAGUCUACAUUCAUACAUUGAGGAAACGGCGAGGUUAUUUCGACUAGAGUCAAGUCUAAGACCGACAUCGACAGCAAACGCAGAGACAAUGUCAGUGACAAUGAGCGCGAGUACCUCCUACAGUGAUGGCCAACUCCUCUCCACUGCCGGAUCAAGCAGUUCCGUCACACACCACAGCAGCGGAACUGCAAAACCUCCAAACGUCUUGAGCCUUCAACGGGCAAUGGUUCAUCAAUGGAAAGAGACAGUGGGCGGCUACUUUCGACGUUUCAAGCCACAAUACUUUUCUCCUCUAAGCAACACCAAGCGAUACUCGGUCGACGAUGCGACCGACGAUAGCACCGCCAUUGGACAAGCUGCGGCAGGCGAGCUAGAUGUUGGUAUUGAGACUGUUCUCAUGUAUGCGUUUCUCAAAGCCGACCUAGAUUUUAUUCUUGCCCAGGCACGCAAAGCCGACGAGGACAACAUAUUUCUGGAGCGGGCGCUCAACGAAGCUGAAGUUCUCGGCGAGCCAGGCAAGUCUCGGCUUGAGAUUGGCGGGCCUACUCGCUUCAAGGGUGGAAGCACAGGCAGCGUGGCCAUGAUUUCCACCCCGACCCCAACACCAUUCUGGCAUCCACGAUCGUCUUCAACCUUGCUCACGGCACAUGUCGGCGACUGCCGAAUUCUCCUUUGCGCGACUGAAUCGGGGGCUGCGGUGCCCAUGACGAUUGAUCAUCAUCCUGCGUCACCAGGCGAAGGGGCCCGUCUUCGAAGAUAUGCUGCUACAUUUGUGACCGAUUCUUUUGGCGAGGAACGCAUUAGUGGUCUCGCAAAUACACGUUCCUUUGGCGACAUGCAGUCCAAAAGAAUCGGCGUAUCGGCUGAGCCAGAAGUGAGACGUCUUGAAAUGGGACCAGCAGAAUACUCCUUUCUCGUCCUCAUGUCUGAUGGAAUCAGUGGCGAGCUCAGCGAUCAGGAAAUUGUGGAUAUCAUCAAAGAAGCAAAGACCCCAGAUCAGGGCGCAGCAAGUGUCGUCAGCUUUGCAACAGAAGUCGGCGAGGUUGGUGACAAUGCCACUUGUAUUGUCAUUCGACUCGGUGGCUGGGAGCGUCGCUCAGAAGGAGGCAUGGGUUCGAUGAGUACCCGCGAACUGCGCGAGUGGAGACGGCAAGAGGCAACGGAUCCGAGGAGAAGACGGACUUGAAUUUUUUGUACCUUUCAUCAUUCCAUUUGCACACACCGUGUACACUUGCAAUAUAUCUGGGCCGGGUAAAGGCGUUGCUACGUGGCCGCACGGCGUCUAAAGGAUCACACAUCUUGUACAUAUAUGAAAUCUAUCUUAUCAAUUUGCAAACUCAUAGACUGC